UGACCAACAAACAAACCGUCUUCCGAUUUAAUCGCUUCAAUGUGUCCACUUCUUUGAAACUGUCUAAUAAUUGUUUUUCAACAAACAAAGCUUCUGCAAAAUCUUUCAACAAAGAAAAAAGUGAUAUUAUUAUAUAUUGAUAUUCAAUUAUAGUGCAACCUUCCUCUUCAAUGGGAGAUAGAAAAGGAGAUCUUAGAAUAUAUGUCAUCUCUUGUUUUUUCUUUGCAUGCACAAUUGGAGGAGGAAUCUUCCUUUGCAUGUACAUAUUCCUCCCAGAUUCAGAAGCUGUAUCAUGGUAUCUCUUUGUAGGUAUGGCAAUGGUAGCAAUUCCAUGGAUCUCUUGGUUCACCAUCUUUAUAUAUAGAUGCAUUAGACCUAGUGAUGUUCAAGAGCACCAUAAUAAUAACAAUCAUGGUAAAACUACUACAAUUUGGACACCAAAAUCUCCACAAACAACUAGCCCCGGUGAUGCAAAAUCGCCCGGCGAUUCCCCUGACGGAGGCGGUGGAGAGCGUCGCGUUCAAUUCGGCGCGGUUGUAGAGAUGGGAGAUGUCGGGGAAGGAAAUCAUAACAAUAAAAAUGUUGUUGAUGAUCAUCAUGAGUAUAAGAUAGAACAAGAAAAACCACCAUUGGUAAUGGUUGAACACUAGUUUAGAGAAAAUGAAAUUACAUUAUAAAAAAAGUGUUGAUGGAUUGUAUGCAUGCAUGCAUGCAUGGUGAUGAUGUACAUUUAGGUGAAUUGAUGCAUACAUGAUGUAAGAUAAUUAGGUCAUAGUGAUGGUGAAUUAGAUGAGUGACUCAAUGAGACAUGAUAAACCAUUUAGGAAAGAGUCCACAUUAACAUGAAUGGUAUAUAUAUGUUAUUGAGUAGUGAUUCUAAUGAUACUUUGAAAAGGACAAUUAAGGGUUUAGAUUCUCCAAUGGUAUGUAAUUAUAUGUACUGAUUUAAUGAUAUUUUUUGAUCCAGAUCACUGGU
Vicia villosa (hairy vetch) is the source of this 976-nucleotide messenger RNA. RefSeq lists its product as uncharacterized. NCBI's taxonomy places the organism in Eukaryota, Viridiplantae, Streptophyta, Magnoliopsida, Fabales, Fabaceae. The coding region runs from base 171 to 650 and encodes 159 amino acids. The record is from RefSeq and is a predicted model, not a curated record. The transcript has a single exon.